Nerophis lumbriciformis (worm pipefish) is the source of this 2523-nucleotide messenger RNA. It is a transcript of the gene meis2b, whose product is annotated as Meis homeobox 2b. Gene Ontology annotation, molecular function: DNA binding. Gene Ontology annotation, biological process: regulation of DNA-templated transcription. The record is from RefSeq and is a predicted model, not a curated record. Lineage: Eukaryota; Metazoa; Chordata; Actinopteri; Syngnathiformes; Syngnathidae.
UUAGAAGAAGUCCGAUCCUCCGCCAGGAAACAUUUAAGAUGCUCUAAACCUCCGGAGAAGAAGCGCAAGGAAUCCAUCAACAAGUUUGUUUUUUUUCCCAAUUAGGGACAUAAGAUGUUUCCUUCUCGCGCCUGACUGCUUUUCGUUCUUCUACGGGAGUACAACUGUUGUGUGGAAUAGAAUUGCGCACUUUGGGGAUUUUAACAUUUUUUUAUUCACACGCUUGGCAAUUGCGCACAGCUAUGGCGCAAAGGUACGACGAGUUGUCUCAUUACGGAGGCGGGAUGGACGGAGUCGGAGUGGCCGCCUCCAUGUACGGGGACCCGCACGCCCCGCGGCCCCUGGCCCAGGUGCACCACCUGAACCACGGGCCCCCGCCGCACCCCACGCAGCACUACGGAGCGCACGCGCCGCACAGCAUCAUGGCGGGAAGCAUGGCGGGAAGCAUGGGCAGCGCCGUCAACGACGCGCUGAAGCGAGACAAGGACCAAAUUUAUGGUCAUCCAUUAUUUCCACUUCUGGCCCUGGUGUUUGAGAAGUGCGAGCUGGCCACGUGCACGCCCAGAGAACCAGGAGUGGCGGGAGGAGAUGUUUGCUCCUCAGACUCCUUCAAUGAAGACAUAGCAGUGUUUGCAAAACAGAUCCGCGCGGAGAAGCCUUUAUUUUCGUCAAACCCAGAAUUGGAUAACUUGAUGAUUCAAGCCAUCCAAGUGCUACGCUUUCAUCUACUGGAGUUAGAGAAGGUCCACGAGCUCUGUGAUAACUUUUGCCAUCGCUACAUCAGCUGCCUGAAGGGCAAAAUGCCCAUCGACCUGGUCAUCGAGGAGCGAGACGUUUGCAAGUCGGACUUUGACGACCUGUCGGGAUCCUCUACCAACCUUGGAGAUCAUAACCCAGCAUCCUGGAGAGACUUGGACGACGCCCACUCGACACCCUCGGUAGGGACCCCGGGCCCGUCCAGUGGGGGACACGUCUCUCAGAGUGGAGACAACACAAGUGAACUCGGAGACGGCCUUGACAACAGCUUAGCGUCACCGGGCACAGGUGAUGAAGAUGACCAGGACAAGAAGAGGCAGAAAAAAAGAGGCAUCUUCCCCAAAGUGGCUACAAACAUAAUGAGGGCAUGGCUAUUUCAGCACCUUACGCACCCGUACCCCUCAGAGGAGCAGAAGAAACAACUAGCACAAGACACAGGCCUCACUAUCCUUCAAGUUAACAACUGGUUCAUCAAUGCAAGGAGGAGAAUAGUUCAGCCUAUGAUUGACCAGUCUAACAGAGCAGUGAGUCAAGGUACAGCUUACAGUCCAGACGGCCAACCCAUGGGAGGUUUCGUCCUUGACGGGCAGCAGCACAUGGGUCUACGACCUGGAGGACCAAUGGGAGGCAUGGGCAUGAACAUGGGCAUGGAUGGACAGUGGCACUACAUGUAAUCUUCUCCUCUGAGGCCAGCGUCAAUAACAGGGUAAAGCUUCCAUGGUCGGCUCAGGGACGUUCUUCAUGCAGCUGCCAAUCAUACCUACGUGACCACCCUCACGCCCCCCGUCGUCUCUGUUGCCCUGUGGCUGCACACACGUAUCGAGAGGUCAAACCAUCCAUGUCCACUUCAAGAACACUGAAAGACUGUUGACUGUUGAACUCCUAUGGGGAAAAAAAGAGACUUCAUUCAGAGGAGAACAGUCAUCUCCUACUCCUACUUAAAUUAUUUAUUUAUUUUUAUACCACACUGCUCCUUAUUUUUCCUUUCUUUUUGUCGGUCUCAUCUUAACGAGAAGCUUUACCACCAAACCAGGACAACAGCAAGGGUGUUCAAAGUGCGGCCCCCGGGUGACAUUUGCAGCUCUUUGGUUGUCUCGUCCAGAAAUACCAUUAAAGACAAACAUUAGAUAUUAUUAGGGCCACAUUAUCAUCAAUUUCAUGAUAACAACAUGGAGAUGUAGCUUUUUAAUGUAUAAUAUUUCACUUUUUACAAUUAAUUUCUGUGUUUCAUUAACAGAAAGGUGAAAUAUAUAAAACAUUCUUCAUUUUUUUGUAUGCCACCCUCCAUGGAAAAUGUUUGAACACACCUUAUGUACACACGUACGCACAAACACACACAUACACACUAUGGGAUAUGUUUGACAUUGGAAUUGUUGUGCUGUAUAUAUUUGUGCUUGUUUCUUUUGUAUAUUGCUCUAAUUCCCUUGCAUUUUCUUUUUGUAUGUGUCUCUAGUAAAACAUAAAUCUUGUGUUUUAAUGAAUACAAAAACACAGCGUGGGAAAGUCUGUACUAAGCCCACAAUGUUUAAAUGUUUGUUUUUUUUGUUUCACUGCUAACGUAUUCCGUCAAGGCGCCAGCUUUUCGUACUUGAAUGACUCUCCUUGGACGCACCGCCGGUGCAGACCGCUGUAGUAAAUAUUAUGAAUAAUAUAUUUGAAUUUACUUUCUCUCUGACACGGAUGGACUCUUUUUUUUUUUUGGAUCUCUCAGUUUUGUUCCCGAAUUGUGAAGCUGUGCGUCAAAAAAGCGCACAGCCUAAUAAAAUC